This is a messenger RNA of Salvelinus namaycush (lake trout), 17079 nucleotides long. RefSeq names its product histone-lysine N-methyltransferase 2C-like. Gene Ontology annotation, molecular function: transcription coactivator activity; histone binding; histone H3K4 methyltransferase activity. The transcript is spliced from 57 exons. NCBI's taxonomy places the organism in Eukaryota, Metazoa, Chordata, Actinopteri, Salmoniformes, Salmonidae. Bases 1 to 15351 code for a protein of 5116 amino acids. Gene Ontology annotation, cellular component: MLL3/4 complex; nucleus. The record is from RefSeq and is a predicted model, not a curated record. Gene Ontology annotation, biological process: positive regulation of transcription by RNA polymerase II.
AUGUCGGAGGACUGGAAGAGGGUGGAUGGUGAGUUGAAGCGAGGCAGAAAGAAGGGCACGAGGUGCAAACCCGAACCGACCUACGAAAUACAAGCAGAGUACUUUGUCGUUUGGGUCAAGGGGCGUGCAAGAGGGAGAGCGGUUGUGGUGGAGGAGGAGGAGGAGGAGGAGGACAGCAGCAUGGACGGGACGGAGGCAGCCACCUCAGAGAGCCCCCCUCAUGACGCAACAGAUACUCCAGCCCAGCAGCAGGUGAACAGUGUGGAGGUGGUUACCACUGAGGGUCCGGGGGAGGCCGAGGAGAAGCCCCACUCUCCCCACGUCCAGAGCCCUCAGACUGGGGAUGCAGCCGAACCCUCCGCCGCUGGCCCUGCUACUACCCGAGGAGCCAAAAGCAGUGAGCAGCUCUGUGCCUUCUGUUACUGUGACGGCCGAAGUCUGCUGGGUCAGGGGGAUCUCCGAGUGUUUGACUCCUCGCCUGGACACGAGCGCAAAGCGACAGGCGGAGUAGGCCACUCCAGCGACCACAGGAAGGCCAGCAAAGGCCAAGGCGGCGCCGACAGCGGUGGUGACAGAACAACUAAGCCCAGUGACUCGGCCGGAGAGGUCAGCUCAGGACAGAGGGACACACAGAAUGGAGCUGAGAGCUAUGGGGAGUUACCAGACCCAGACAAGGCCAGCAGGUUCUGGGAUGAGCUGGCUCAUGUGGGCCUCCCAGGAGACGUGGACAUCCAGUCUCUCUUUGAGGAGUCGGGGCAGUGCUGGGCACAUCACCGCUGUGCGUUAUGGUCGCAGGGUGUGUGCGUGGGCGAGGGACAAUCACUGCUCAACGUGGACAGAUCCAUCGACUCAGGUAGCACAGAGCACUGUGCGUACUGUAAGCGCCUUGGAGCCUCCAUCAAGUGCUGUGCUGAAGGAUGUGCUCGACUGUACCAUUUCCCAUGUGCGGGGGCGGCAGGGACUUUUCAGGAUAUCAGGAGUCUCUCCCUCCUCUGUCCAGAUCAUAUAGAACUGGCCAUCAGCAGAUUUCCAGACGACUUUAUCUGUGCACUGUGUGACAGCCCUGGGGAGCUCCCUGACCAGCUCUUCUGUACCAGCUGUGGGCAGCACUACCACGGGGCCUGCCUGGACAUGGCUGUGACUCCGCUGAGGAGAGCCGGCUGGCAGUGCCCCGAGUGCAAGGUCUGCCAGACAUGCAAGAACCCAGGGGAGGACGAUAAGAUGUUGGUGUGUGACAUGUGUGACAAAGGCUACCACACCUUCUGCCUGCAACCGGCCAUCGACGACAUCCCUACCAACGGAUGGAGGUGUAAGAACUGCAGAGUGUGUGUCCAGUGCGGCACCAGGACCAGCGGUCAGUGGCACCACACCAGUCUGCUGUGUGAGACCUGUGUCCAACAUCAGGACCCCAGCCUUAGCUGUACGCUAUGUGCCUGUAUCCUGGACCCAGAGCACCACAAAGACCUGCUGUCCUGCCACAGUUGUAAAAGAUGGCUCCACCUGGAGUGUGAGCGCCAGUCGUCAGGCCAUGCAGACAUCCAGCCCAGCCAGGGCUAUGUGUGUUCAAGCUGCAGGCCUACUGGGUCACAACCACAACAGGCCCCACCACAGGUAGAGGAGGAGGAGGAGGUGGUGCCGGAGAAGGACACUGGAGGCCUAGAGCUGAGCCCACAGACUGCUACUCAGAGCCACACAGACUCAGAACCGGUGGUUUUAAUGCACACCGAUCUAGAACCUGGUCUGAAGCAGCUGAGGUCUCCUCCAGUGCAUAAUGAUCCAGAACCGGGAUUACAACCAGUUCCAAUGCACACAGAUACAGAACCAGAGCCCCAGCCAAAGCCUAUCCAAGCCACCGCCGCUGUCUGUGAUAACGGCCAUGAGGAGAGGCAGCCACAGCAGGGUACAUCAGACCAUCAGCCCGGCGUCUCAGUGGGAGCAGCUGCUGUGGAGCAAGGGACUGAUGAGGUCUCUAUCAACAAGGACCUGAGCCAGUUACAUCCAGAAAUGCAACCAGCAGCGGAGACCCAUGUUCCUUCAACAAAGAGUCCUGAGUCUCCCAGGCUGACCAAGCAGGAGCCUGAGAAACAACCCCUGCCAGCCCAGGUGUCAAGAGAGCCAGAGCAGCCACAUGAUAUAACAGGACUGACCAAGCCAGUAAAGACAGAACCCUCCUCUGAAAACAGGGCGUUGAAACCCAGCACAGAGGGCAUCAUGGCCAUGACCCCACCCACCACCACCAAAGAACCAAGUACUGUGUCCGUAAUCAUCAAGGAAGAACCCAUGGAGGUGUCAGCUUCUGAUAAUUCAGGAGUAGAACAAGUGGAAGGUCCUUCUAGUCUGGAGACAGCAGUGAAGGCUAGGAGGGAGAGGAAAGGGGAACCUAUGUCUGAGGUACUGGCUGGUGGGGCUUUGGAGGGGGCCUGCGCCUUGGACGAGAUGGACACCACCCCCGAGACUGAGAGCAAGCCUAACCUCUCCCACCUCAGUCCCCCCAUCGAGGAGAAGCCCUACAAGACAUCCAUGGAAAGACUGGCAGAGAUGGCUGCCUCUCCUACCCACUCCUCCCCUAGGACCAUGGGGCCCUCUCCUAGGGAGCCUCCCCUCCACGCCCACCCUGCCCCGGGGGAACACAGCAGCAGCGUCCCCUCCACCACCCUCAUACUUCUCACCCCUAAGAUCGGCAUGGGCAAGCCAGCCAUCUCCAAGAGGAAGUUCUCCCCAGGCAGACCCAGGGUGAAGCAGGGCGCAUGGCAUGGGAGCCCCCAUAGCAGUGUGAGCUCCCCCUCCUGGUCUCCAGACCAGCCAGAGGGGUGGAACGUCCCAAAGACCAGGCAGCUCUCGUCCGGCUGCGGCAGCCCUGCCUGGAGCAUCAGAGUGGUAAAUAACGGCUCUCUCUGGGGACCAGACCUCCAGAACCACCACGGUCGAGGGUCAGGCUUCCCCGGGAGGAGGCGACCCAGAGGGGCUGGUCUGUCGGGCAGAGGGGGUCGGGGCCGAGCGAGAGGGAAGAAUGGAGCCAGUCCCACAGUCAACCCUGGGGUCAACACCAUGGAAUCACCAUACCAGGUGAAGGAGGAAGAGGAGAAUGCCAUGCACAACACCGUGGUCAUAUUCUCCAGCAACGACAGCUUCACAUUGAAGCAGGACAUGUGUGUGGUGUGUGGGAGUUUUGGGCUGGGUGCAGAGGGUCGUCUUCUGGCCUGUGCCCAGUGUGGGCAGUGCUACCACCCCUUCUGUGUUGGCAUCAAGAUCACCAAGGUGGUGUUGAAUAAAGGCUGGCGCUGUCUGGAGUGUACAGUGUGCGAGGCGUGUGGCCAGGCCACCGACCCGGGCCGUCUGCUGCUGUGUGACGACUGUGACAUCAGCUAUCACACCUACUGCCUGGACCCUCCGCUGCAGAACGUUCCCAAGGACAGCUGGAAGUGCAAAUGGUGUGUGUCCUGUACCCAGUGUGGUGCCACCUCGCCAGGCCUGAGGUGUGAGUGGCAGAAUAAUUACACCCAGUGCGCCCCCUGUGGCAGCCUGGCGAUGUGCCCCUUCUGUCUCCAGGACUACAGCGAGGGAGAGAUCGUGGUGCAGUGCCGCCAAUGCGACAGGUGGAUACAUAGUUCCUGCCAGGGUCUCCAUUCAGAGGAGGAUGUGGAGAAAGCAGCAGACAGCAGCUUUGACUGCACCAUGUGCCGAGUCCACAAGGCCUCCAAGGCGCCUGUGUCCAAGGCCAGAGAGUCCAUUGAACCGGCAGUUAUGACGCAGAUUCUCACAAAAGCUAAAGACAUGGACUUGGUCAGGACGUACACUCAGGAUGGCGUGUGUCUUACGGAGUCAGGCUUGUGUCAGCUCAAGAGCCUGACGGCACCUGCGUCGCGGCGUAGGAAACCCAAGCCCAAGCUGAAGCUGAAGAUCAUCAACCAGAACAGUGUUGCAGUGCUGCAGGCCCCCCUGGACCUGCUGUCAGAACACUCCCGGGAUGAGGACAUGGAGGACCACAGAGAUGCGGACCUCUCUCUGGACUGCGAGGGGAAGUCGGACUCGAGCCCAGAGCGAGAGCCAGCAGAAGAUGAGUCCAAGGGGGCAGACGGCAGCAAAAAGAGGAAGAGGAAGCCAUACCGGCCGGGCAUCGGUGGCUUCAUGGUGCGCCAGCGGAGCCGUCCAGGCCAGGGCCCAGGCAAGGCCAAACGAUCCCUGAGCAGGAAGGAUUCGUCUGGCUCGGUCUCUGAACCCCCCACAGGAAAAGAGGAGGGCUGGGGAGAGAUGCUGCCUGAUAACCCUGUGGAUGAGACGCCACCUGGGCCAGAUAUCCCAGAGAAGAUCAAGAAACGAUAUAGGAAGAAGAAAACCAAGCUAGAGGAGGCCUUUCCCACCUACCUGCAGGAGGCGUUCUUCGGUAAGGACCUGCUGGAUAAGAGCAAGCAGAGCAGGCAGCAAGCGGUGGAGUCUGGGCUGCUAGAGGAGGGCCGAGCUGGAACCGGGCCCCAGGGGGACAGGAAGCAUCCCACCACCAGCAUCCUGGACCCAUCCUCAGAUCCCCUGCUCAGUGCCGCCUCAGCCUCGUCCAGACCAGACGGACCACCAGGAUCACAGCCCUCUGAGGAACCUCUAGUGGAUCUGUCUGAGGUUCUCAACACGGAUGCAGACCUCCUGAGGAUGCUGGGGAAACAGACUGGUGACUCUGCUGGUCUGGACAUUGGGCCCUUGACAGACCGCUCCCCAGCGCGCGCCCAUUCUCAGUCUGGCCGCCGGACUCCCCGUACGCUCCCAGAUGAACAUCUGGACGGGAUCUUCAGCCCAGAGCUGGAGAUGGCUGACGAGCUGGAAGGGAAGGACGUGGAGGACCUCUUCACUGCCGUCCUGAGCCCCAGCACCAGCCAUCCACCACAGAUGCCUCAACCCCACGGCCCACCUGGGGAACCAGGAACCAGCCUGGCACACCCUCACGCAGGGAAUGCCAUGUUUCCACGGAUGCCAAUGAUGAACGGGCUGAUGGGACCUAACCAACGAUUCCCUCUGAAUCCGUCCAAUCCCGGAGCAGGACCCUGUAUCCCAGACAAUUUCUCUCCCCUCCACCGCAUGCCUUUUACUGACAAUCCAAGGGACAGGACGUUUAAUCAGAUGGCCAGAGAGGCGGUGAGUCCGUGGCAGGGGGCUCCUGUUCUUGUCCAUGGAGGCCCAGGCCUCACCCCUCCUCCUGGGCCUGGGCCUGAGGGGGGUGAGGCAGAGGCCAUGUCCAACGCCCAGAGGAGCACACUGAAGUGGGAGAAGGAGGAGACGCUGGGGGAGCUAGCAACUGUAGCCCCUGUCCUUUACACCAACGUCAACUUCCCCAGCCUUAAGGAUGAGUUCCCAGACUGGUCUACAAGAGUCAAACAGAUUGCAAAGCUAUGGAGGAAAGCAAGUUCUCAAGACAGGGCCCCAUAUGUGCAAAAAGCAAGGGACAACCGGGCUGCUCUGCGCAUCAACAAGGUCCAGAUGUCCAACGAGAGUCUGAAGAGGCAGCAGUCGCAGCAGAUUCCCCUGUCCCAGCAGCCUCCCGUCUCACUGCAACUCCCCGACGAGGUGUUUGACCCCAACAUACCUCUAGACACAGACUUGCUCUUUAAGGACCCUUUGAAACCCAAAGAGUCAGAGCAUGAGCAAGAGUGGAAGUUUAGACAGCAAAUGAGACAGAAAAGCAGGCAGCAAGCCAAGAUCGAAGCCACCCAGAAGCUGGAGCAGGUGAAGAACGAGCAGCUGCAGCAGCAGCAACAGCAGUCAGGCAGCCAGUCGGAGGGAGACGGUAACAACAGUAGCAACCAGAGCCCUUCCUCCCAGCACGGCAGCAACGGCAGCAUGUCCCCCAUGCAGCACAGCACCGGAGGUAAAGAGGGCUUCCUCCGACAUCAACUGACAGGGACGCCCACCUCAGGGCCCCCCGAAGACGUGUUUCUGCGGCCCCCUCCUCCCCCUCCCUCAGGGGGUUCCUCUCAGCCCCAGUCCCCCCAGGUGUUCUCCCCUGGCUCCUCCGGCUCCAGACCCUCCUCUCCCUGUGACCCUUACGCUAAGAUGGUGGGCACCCCCAGGCCUCCAACUCUAGGAUCCGGCGCAAGCCGCAGAAUGUCCAUGGAGUCUGGCAAGUCUCCCACCUCUCUGAUGGAUCAGCAGGACAGAGGGAGGCUCACAUCUCCCGCUCAUGAGGCUUUUGGUUCGCCCACUUCCAUGAGUAGGGAGAUGGAUCCCUAUGCCAAGCCCCCUGACACCCCCAGGCCUGUUGCUGCGGACAUGGACCCCUUCCUAAAGCCUAUGGGCCCACCCAGAGUCAACCAGGGUCCUCAGGGGAGGCCCCCGAUGGGCUCUCCAGUGCGGGGAGACCCUUACUCCAGACCCAUGAUCCGCCAAGAGGCCUACCAACGGAUGGCUCAAAACAGGAUGAUCCUGUCAGACCCUUACUCUAGACCUCUGUUAGCUCCCAUCCCGGGAAGCAACGAGCAGGGCUCAGUGCCUCAGUCUCUAUUCAAGACCCCCAUGCCUCCGCCCCAGGCCCAGGACCCCUUCAACAGACCAAUGGGACACCUGUCAGACAGAUUCUCUCAGCAGGGAGACCCCUACUCUCAGGCCUCUCUUACUCCACGACCCCACGACAGUUUCACCAGUCCACCCAGGAUGGCCCAGCACCAUCCCCUGGGCCACCCCUUCCCCCAGCCCGGCCCAAUAGCACAGUUACCUAACAGAAACCCUUACGCUCAUGCUCCCUCUACCCCAAGGCCCGACCACUUCACAUAUGACCCCUUCACCCAGCCCCCUGGAAACCCAAGACCCUCUUCAGACCCCUAUGCUCAGAUGUCAGGUACCACUCGACCCAUGAAUGACCCCAGUUGCCAACUUCCUGGAAACAGACCGUUCUUUGAGUCCAGCUACGCUCGACCUCCAGGAACCCCUCGCCCACACGACAACUACGGUCAGUCUUCGGACCCUUACUCCCAGCAGCCCAACACUCCUGGCCCUGGCAUGAACCAGUUCCCUCACCCACACCCCCAAGCACCUGGUCAGAGGAUGUCCCCCGGGCACUCCAUGGACCCCUACGCCCAGCAACCUGGUACCCCUCGGCCCCCCAUGGGAGAGAGGUUCUCCAAGUCCCCAGGCAGCCAGAGGCUAGCCCCCAUGGAUCCCUAUGCUAGCCAACCUGGAACCCCCAGGCCUAUGAGUGGUGACAUGUUCUCCCAGACCCCCAGGCCGAUGCUGAGUGACCCGUACGCCCAAGCUCCAGGAACCCCCCGGCCAGGGAUGGGGCCUGACGGGCUGGGCAGACUGCAGGGGCAGAGGCCUGGUCCCAUGGGGAACCAGCAGGACCCUUUCUCCACUCAAGGCGUUAGGCCCCAAGACGCUCCCUUCCCGCACCCUGGGUCACAGACACCAAAGCAUCACGGUGGGAUGGCCGAUGAUGGAUUCUCUCCGUCACCAUCCAGACGUCCCAACCAGACGCCUGUCCAUGAUCCUUAUGAGCAGGCACCCAUCCCCCCCUGUCCACAGCCAGCAGAAAGACUGGAGAUGAAGGAGCAGCAAGGCCAGGACCCUGGAGGACAGCUGCAAAGACCCUCCCAGAUGCCUGGAACCUCCUCUGAGGUUCAGAGUGUCUCCCUGGCCGACAGUGAGGAGAGACUCAGACAGCGUCAACGCAUCCGAGAGCUGAUCCUGAAGCAGCAGCAGCAGAGGAGUGCCAUCCGCCAGGAGAACGCUGGUAACAUGGCCCCUGGCACCCCUCGACCCUGGCCCCAUGAGGGCCACGGACAGCAGUGCGAGAUAUUCAGUCGGCCCCCUCCACCCUACCCUGGGCAAGGACCCAUGAGGUUCCCUGGACCCUUCCCAGGGGACCAGCGUGGCCCUUUCCCUAAUGAGGGCCAGUUCCCCAGAGGACAACAUCCUGGGGAUCCUAAUAUCAGACAUCAGGGGCCAAGGUUUGCAUUUCCACCUGGUGGGCCGGGACCUCACGGAGGACAGGAGUUCUUCCUCAGAGGCCCCCACCCCAUGCAGGACAUCCACCCGGGGAUGAGACGCUCUCUGUCCGUGGACAUGGCCAAGUCCGUGGGGGGCAACCCCAACCCUUUGGGGCUGCCACAGCAUUUCCCUCCUCGCGGCCUGCCAAUGCAGCAGCACAACAUCAUGGGUCAGCCUUUCAUCGAGCUGAGACACAGAGCCCCUGACAGCAGACUUCGCCUCCCCUUCGGUCCCAACGCUAUGGAUCAAUGUCCCAACAUGGAUCCCAACCUCCAGCCCCAAAGGCCUCCUGGUUUCAUGGGAGGGCCUGAGUUCAGGUUCCCUCCAGGUAUGAACCAAGAUGGCCCCAGGAUGAUGAUGGAUUCCAUGGUGAACCAGCAGGUUGGCCAGAGCCAGCUGUCCUCUAGCAUGGAGAACCUCCACCAGCAGCAGCAGGCUCAGAUGCAAGGGGGCACCAUGCCCAGGCAAGCCCAGCUGAUGAGGUCCAUGAGCCAGCCAGCUUCGAACGAGUCCCAGAGUAUGUCAGCUUCUUCCAUGAUGACGCCAGGGCCAUCUGUUGGACACACUGAUGAUCAGGGAGUCUCCAUGGCUAACAACCACGAUGGAGUGGAGGAGAAACUGGACACCGUCGAAUCGGCUGUCAAAGACCUGGAAGACGUGGAGGUAAAGGACCUGGUCGAUGCCGAUCUGGACAACCUAAACCUGGAUCCGGAAGAAGAAGACGGCAAAGACCUGGACCUGGAGACCAAUGAUUUGCACCUGGAUGACUUCCUGACAUCAGGGAAGUUCGACAUCAUCGCGUACACCGACCCUGACCUGAACGAUAUCAAGAAGGACAUGUUCAACGAGGAGUUGGAGCUUAGUGACCCCAUGGAAGACCACAGUGAUGCCUCAGACUUCCAGAAGGCUUUGUCUGAGAAGAGGAACUUCCACUCUAGCUGUGGUGGUGCUGCAUCUUCCUUCUCUAAUUUAACAUCUGGAAUGGGGAAGUCAGAGGGAACGGCCGAGAAGUAUUCCUCGUCAGCUGACGUCAAACAGGAAGUGAGCUGUACACAAAGCGCCGCUUCCUCUCUGCCCUCGAAGCAGAAGAUCAAAAUGGUAGACGGAGACAACCUGUCCCAGACGUCCAAUGGCAGGACGGACCAGCAAGCAGACGGAAACACUAACAACCAAUCAGGAGUGCUCUCUGACUCCACCCCAGUCCUCUCUAGCUUACUAAUCAAGCAGCAGCCAGAGGACUCCUCCUCUGACAAUCAAGGCAGUGGUAACUCUAUGGCACAGCCAAACCAAGAUGCUCAGAACAACUCCCAAACCAUGGAUCCCACUAGCAGGGGAGAAGGAGAAGUAGAAACAUCCAUGUCUACCUUUGAGAUAGACCAGAGUGGGUUGACCCCAGCUCAGCAGGCCCUGUUGGUCCAGACGUUGGGCCAGGUGGGGCCAGGGGGGCACAGACCCCUGCUGCUGGAGGAGCAGCCCCUCCUCCUACAGGACCUGCUGGACCAGGAGAGGCAGGAGCAGCAGCAGCAGAGGCAGAUGCAGGCCAUGAUCCGACAACGCUCCUCCAGUGACUCCUUCUUCCCCAACAUCGAUUUUGACGCAAUCACUGACCCUAUUAUGAAAGCAAAGAUGGUCGCUCUGAAAGGCAUCAACAAAGUCAUGGUUCAAAACAACAUGGGAAUGACACCGAUGGUCAUGAACAGGUUUCCACCUGGUGCUGCAGCACCGUGUCCUGAAAGCGCCUCUGCUCCUCCACAGGCCGUUGGACAGGAUGGCAAGCUGACACCCGCGGUGGCAAGGCCCAACCCUCCGAGUUUUGGAUCAGAUUUUGUCAAUAAUGCUCAGAAGGCUCAGUACGAGGAGUGGCUCCAGGAGACCCAGCAGCUGCUCCAGAUGCAGCAGAAGUUUCUGGAGGAGAAGAUCGGAGCCCACAGGAAGGCCAAGAAGGCCCUGUGCGCCAAGCAGCGCACAGCCAAGAAGGCUGGGAGGGAGUUUGCUGAGGAGGACGCAGAGCAGCUCAAACAUGUCACAGAGCAGCAGAGUGUAGUCCAGAAACAGCUGGAGCAGAUCCGGAAGCAGCAGAAAGAGCACGCCGAACUGAUCGAGGAGUAUCAAGUGAAGCAGCAGCAGCAGGGUGGCAGUGGCAUGCCUCCCACUGUGAUGCCAGCGACUGUGCCAGGGAUGCCACCAAUGCAGGGUGUUCCUGGUUGCAAGGUACCAAGCGGGCCUCCGAUGAACCAACAGCCACCUAUGAACCCCAUGAUGCAUCAGGUGCCACUACAUCCAGGCCAGCCGAACGCCCCUCCACAACACAUGCCGAUAACCAACCAACCAGGCUGGCAUCCUGGAGCUCCCAUGCCCAUUGGUGGCCCCAAUAUACCCCCUCAGAUUCCCAUGGGAAACCCAGCUCAGCAGCCCUCCCAGAUGCCCCAGCAGAUGCCUCCCCAGAUGCCCCAGCAGAUCCCCAUAGAAAACCAACCUCAGACUCAACCCGGUGGGGUCACAACCCCACAGGGCUCUGGUUUGAAGUUUGACGACAACAACCCGUUCAGCGAGGGCUUCCAGGAGAGAGAGCGCAGGGAGAGGCUGAGAGAGCAGCAGGAGAGGCAGAGGGUCCAGCUGAUGCAGGAGGUAGAGCGCCAACGGGCACUGAAACAACGCAUGGAGAUGGAACAGCAAGGCUUGCUGGGGCCCGACGGUGGGAACAUGGCGCCCAUCUCACAGAUGCCGUUCUUCAAUGCCGAGCUGCCCCAGGACUUCAUGCAGCCACAGAGGCUACAACUACCCCAACAGCAGCAGCAGUUGGGACCGAUGUUUCCCCAGCAGCAGUCCAUGCAGUCAGGGAUGGGCUCUCCUCCUGGGGUCUACAUGCAAGGCGGUGACCGGAGGGCCAUGAUGAGUAACGGGAUGCUUCCUCAGGACAUGGGGCCUGGUGGUUUUGGGCCUGAUACCAUGGGUCUACAGGGAGCUAACUUCUCCCAGGGUCCACCCAAACCCAGGAGGUUCAGUGGGCCAGGCAUGAUGCCUCAGAUGCCCGGAGAAGGCCCCCCGUUUGGCGGAGACUCCUCCAUCACACCCCUGCCUUCCAACUUCCCCGGCUCGGGUCAGUCUCUGAUCCAGCUCUACUCCAACAUCAUCCCGGAAGAGAAGGGGAAGAAGAAGAGGAACAGAAAGAAGAAGAAAGACAACGACGACGCAGAUUCCGUUAAAACCCCGUCCACGCCGCACUCUGACCUCACAGCCCCUCUGACACCCUGCCGGUCGGACACAUCCUCCACACCCACCAGGAACAACGCCCACCUCUUCGGGGACCAGGACCUCUCCAGGUCCCCCUUACUGGGCUCCUCCACCUCUACCCACAGCCACUCUGAGCUGGAAAGGCAGCUCUCUGGAGAAGGUUUGGGGGUGGGUGGUGGUGGGCAGCCUGGAGGGAUGAGCAGCCUCCCAUCAGAUGUCGCCAGGGCCCAGGCUCUGGAGCAGGAGCGCAUCCUCAGCAACAUCAAGCUGGAGCAGACUGAGAGCACCGAGUGCGCCUCAUCCGACAUGUGCUCAGGGAUGGGCAUAGUAAAGGAGGAGGGUGGACCUGCAGCACAGAGCCCCUCGCACGGUGGGGGAGCCAAGGGGGAGUCUGGGGGUAAUAACGAGCUCCUCAAACACCUGUUGAAGAACAAGCAGACACCUCUUAAUGGACCAGGGCUUCCCCACCAACGGACAGACGAGAGCCUGAGGUUUGAGGAGGAGGAGGAGGUGGCUACGGACUGCAAGGCCCUGCUGCUGAGGCAGAGCUCCAUGGACAGCAAUGGGGCGUAUUCAGACGGACAGAUGUCUGGCCUGCCAGAGUUCCCAGGACCGCUGCUAGCAGGACAGGAGAAAAAGAAAGGCAGGAACAAGAGGACCCCCAAGGGAGGGGAGAGGCCCGCCUCUCGCUACAGGAAGAGGAAGAAAGAGGGGGAGGAGAAGCAACUGGUACACUGUAGCACAGAUGCACUAAUGACCCAGCUAAAACAGCAGCUGUCCCUUCUGCCCCUCAUAGAGCCCCUGAUAGGUGUGAACUUUGCCCACUUCGCCCCCUAUGGCAGUGGCCAGCUCAACGGGGAGAACCAUCUGUCUGGGACCUUCGGUAGCGCCGCUCUGGACGGAGUCUCCGACUACUAUUCCCAGCUAGCCUACAAGCAGAACAAUCUGAGCAACCCCCCCACCCCGCCGGCUUCCCUUCCUCCGACUCCUCCACCUGUGAACCGACAGAAGAUGAUCAAUGGCUUUGCCACUACAGAAGAACUGGCCAGCAAAGCUGCUGCUAUGGUUUCUAAAGGUCUGGUCCCCAAGCCGCUCCAUGUCCCAUUCAGGACCGAGGAGGACCUGCUGGCCCGGGCCAUCGCUCAGGGACCUAAAACUGUGGAUGUGCCUGCCUCCCUCCCCACGCCCCCUCACAACAACCAGGAGGAACUCAGCAACAGGCUGGGACAAGAGCAUUGUAAGGAUCGGGACACACCAGACAGUUUCGUCCCGUCUUCGUCUCCUGAAAGUGUGGUUGGCAUGGAGAUCAGCCGCUACCCAAACCUGUCAUUGGUGAAGCAGGAGCCUCGGUCCCCCUGUCUCUCCCCCGUCCUCCCCAUGCUCCCAGCACCCUGGGGGAAAGGGUUAGAGGUUAGGCUGAAGACUGAGCUCAAGACGGAGCCUUCUGGGAUGUUCUUCGGCUCCCAUUUUGGCCCAGCAUCUAACGACACUAAGCCAGGCCUGGUGUCUGUAGCCAUCACCCUGAGACCAGCUGCCGCAGAGAACGUUACUGGUGUGGUAGCAGCCAUCUCAGAUCUGCUGUGUGUGAAGAUCCCCAGCAGCUAUGAGGUCAGCAGCCCCCCUGGCCCAGAUAGGGGGCCCCUGGCCAUGCUCAGCGGCCUGAGGGGGGGCCCCCAGGGAGAUCUUGAGCACCGGCGGCCAGGCGCCCCAAUGAUAUACCCGGGCCGUGGUGGUGCUGGGGACAUGGGGGGCCCGCACCCUCAAGGAGCCCCAGGCCAGCUCAUUAGGUCCCGGGGAGGUGGAGGACCACAGCAGGGGAUGAUGAUGCAACAGCAGCAGGGACAUCCGCAGCAGCACAUCCGCUUCCAUUCUGACGGACCAGGUCCAGCUGCAGUCAGAGGCACUCAUCAGAAAGCCCCCGGCAGCCCAGGCUCCAAGCCCCAGUGGUGCUGUCACUGCAAGGUGGUGGUGCUGGGAAAUGGAGUCUGCAAGUCCAUCAAAGACCUUCCAGUGCACAAACAGCAACAGGAAGGUCUGUUGCGUUCCGAGGGGAACUUGGUAUUCUGCAGCCACAGCUGCUUCCUCCUCUACUCUGCCUCCACCUCCUCCUCUUCCUCCUCACAGGCCAGAAAUACUACAGAUACUAAGGACUCGGUGGCCCUCCUGUCUCCAGACUCAGACCAGAAAGAGAGCCUGUCUAAAGCCCACCACCAGUACAGCAACAACAUGUCCUCUCUGGAUGUCCACUGUCUGGCUCAGCUCCAGCCCAAGCAGUCCCCUCCCUCUACCCCACCCAUUCCCUUCCCCCCAGCCAGUGACACCCCUAAGACCCCUAAGACAGAUGCCAAGUCAGACACCAUCAAAGUGACUGUGAAACUGAAGGCGCGGGGCCCCAGGGCUCACCAGGAGGGCUGGCACCAGGGGAAGAGACACAAGGGUCUCCGCUGGAGGAAGUGGACAGUGCAGGUGGUGGUGCCAAGAGGAAGCUCCCAGCUCCCUGACGAGAACCAGAUAGACGAGCUGCUGAGGAAGCUGGGAGCGUCUCUCCGCCCCGGGGCCAGUCUCAGGGACCAGCGCCGCUGCUGCUUCUGUCACCAGCUGGGGGACGGGGUCACCGAUGGCCCUGCUCGACUCCUCAACCUGGACCUGGACGUGUGGGUGCACCUCAACUGUGCCCUGUGGUCCACCGAGGUGUACGAGACGCAGGCAGGCGCCCUGAUCAACGUGGAGCUUGCGCUGCGGCGGGGUUCAGCGGUCCGCUGUGCCUACUGCCAACAGAUGGGCGCCACCAGCGGCUGCCACCGCCUGCGCUGCACCAACAUCUACCACUUCACCUGCGCCCUGCAGGCACACUGUACCUUCUUCAAGGACAAGACCAUGCUGUGCCACGCCCACAGGCCCAGAGGCUCUGGCUCCGCCCACGGUGUUUCUGGCCUCGUCCUGGAGCACGAGCUGCGCUGCUUCGCGGUGUUCCGCCGCGUCUACGUCCAGAGGGACGAGGUGAGGCAGAUGGCCAGCGCCGUGCAGCAGCCCGAGCUGGGCUACACCUUCAGAGUGGGCAGCUUGGUGCUCCACGCCGUGGGUCAGCUCACCCCGUCCCAGAUGGCCGCCUUCCACUCGACCUCCGCUAUCUUCCCCGUGGGCUACGAGGCCUGCCGCAUCUACUGGAGCAUGCGCCAUGGCAACCGUCGCUGCCGCUACCUGUGCUCUGUGGAGGAGAGGGAGGAGCAGCCGGAGUUCCGCGUCCGCGUCAUCGAGCAGGGAUACAAGGACCUGGUCCUCACUGACUCCACCGCCAAAGGAGUGUGGGAUAAGGUCCUGGGACCUGUUGCUGACAAGAGGACUGAAAUAGGAACUCUAAAACUCUUCCCUGUCUAUCUGAAGGGAGAGGACCUGUUUGGACUUACAGUCUCUGCAGUCACCAAGAUCACUGAAUCGCUCCCAGGGGUGGAGGCCUGUGACAGGUACACCUUCCGUUACGGACGUAACCCUCUGAUGGAGCUGCCCCUGAUCUUCAACCCUUCUGGCAGCGCCCGCGCCAUGCCCAAAACCAGCUCCCCAUUCACUGCCGUUGUCAUAAGGCCCCAGCCAGUAUCCAGAAACACCAGUACCACCUCCAGGUGCCAGAACACAGCCCAGGGAGAGGGAGGCGUCCCCUACACCAAGCCCCCCACGGUGCACCACAGGUCCUCUCAGUACCGCUGGAUGAAGAGUGAGUGGAGGGCCAACGUCUAUCUCGCUGCUUCCAAGAUCCAGGGCCUGGGGCUGUAUGCAGCCAGGGACAUAGAGAAGAACACCAUGGUGAUUGAAUACAAUGGAACCGUCCUCCGCAAUGAGGUGGCCAUCAAGAAGCAAAGGACUUACAAGUCUCAGAAUCGUGGAGUGUUCAUGUUCCGCAUCGACAGUGAACGUGUUGUUGAUGCCAGUCAGACAGGAGGUCUGGCAAGGUACAUCAAUCACUCUUGUACCCCGAACUGUGUUGCUGAGGUGGUAACCUUUGAAAGAGGUUAUAAAAUCAUCAUCACCUCCAACCGCAGAAUCGAGAAAGGAGAGGAGCUGUGUUUCGACUACCAGUUUGACUGUGUGGACAGCCAACACAAGAUUGCCUGUCACUGUGGAACAGCAGACUGCAGGAAAAGGAUCAACUGAAAAAAAACAAGAAUGACAACAAAUGCAUUCCUUUCCAUAUUAUGCAGAUGCCCUGAGCUCUGUGUAGACAGAGGUGCUUCAGGCUGUCCUUUCUUAGAACGAGUGGAAGACCUGAGUAAGCCCUGAGAGCGAUGCAUGGAUGGAGUCCCAUGUUUGUAAACAGACUGAAGAUGGACAGGAGAGGGCUUGGAAAGAGGCGAGCAGGAAGAAGCAACAGCAGAUAGACGUGUGAUUUGUGCCAUAUUACAUGAGGCUGGGUUUUAUUCCAAGACCUCUGUCAACGAGUGGAUGUGUCUGUGUAUUAGUGAGAUGAUAUACAAUAGGGCGCAGAAGAGAAUCCACCAGCGAAUGAGAAGAGAGCACUGUGUGGGUCACGGACCUUAUUGGUUGUUAAGGGCAGGCCCUUUUGUUUAAAACUUUAAAUGUAAAACAGUUUGACUAAAUGUAGAAUUCACUGAAUGGGGAAUGUACAGCAAUGACUACAGCGAAGGGAAUAUUAACUUGCACUAAAAAAAAAAAGAGACACGUACACACAACUUUAAGAUACUUGAUUCCAUGAGUCAGUUUUAUCAUAGGUUUCUGUCAUGUGAUUUGAGUGAAAUUCGAGGGGACGUUUUGUAUUUAUUAUUGAGUGAAUGAAUUUUAUUGUCAAAAUGACGAGACAGUAAAACGAAGGUUAAACUGAUAGUUUUCUGAAGAUUGAAGAAAUGCUCUUACUUUUGUACAAAUGUAUAUAAAGAAAAAUAUAGGAAUAACUGACCAAAUACUACCUUAACCUUCUCAAUGUUUGGGUGUUUUUUUUUUUGUCAUUGCAAUUUAUUUAAGAAGGAUGUCAUGAUAUCAGUUUGAGAGUAUAUAUUAUGAUUAUUCUGUACAGAAUUUGUAAAAUAACCACAAUAAUUCAAAGUAUUUUUGGUUUAUUAAAAGUAUGAUAUUGUAGUGUAGUGUUUUUGUGAUUUACACGUACUUUGACCACUCAAAAAGAAAUAUUUUUGGUGACUAACGAGUGUAGAAAAGAGUCAUUGGUUACAGAAUUUCAAAAUGGGAAAGACAUCAUUCUGACAUCUUUGCUGUUAAUCAGGUUUGAUUUUAUAGAACUGUGAAUAAGGUUUUUAAACCACCCAAACACAAUUUUAACUUCUUUUUAACCCAAAUAGGCAUAGGAAUACCACCUUGUUUUUGUGUUGUUUUUUUACAUAGAUAUUGUGUACAGACGUCCAAUAACAUUGCUUACUGCUUCAGGCGAUUUGAAAUUAAGGUGUACUGGGAAAAAAUAAUCAUGUUUCUUGCAAAGGAAAAGGUUGGGACAUUUGGUGGUGCUAUAUUUUGAAAAGAGAAAUGUAUCUGAUAUGGACACUUCACAAGCCACUUACAAUAGUUAGAAAAUGCAAGAUGUUUUGCGUACACAAUUUCAAGUCGACUGUAAAAUUUUGGAGACAGUCUUAGAACUUGUAAUGUAUAUGGCAUGUAUUUUUUUAACUUUCCGAAGACUCAAUUGUAUAUAUUUUCUCAAUGAAUGGUUGUAACAAAAUUAUUUCUUGGAUAUUUUUCUUCUCUUGUAUAAAAUGACAUCAUCCUGCCAGUGUGUUUGUGCUACAUUUUUCUUGGUCCUGUAAAGUAGUCAAUGUUUUUUGAAAACAGCCUUUUGAAGUGUACAGAGUAAUGAGAUUUGGAGUUUGUGUAAUUGAAUUUAGAAGCAUUUACAAAAUAAACUAUUUUACAUCUUAA